This is a messenger RNA of Closterium sp. NIES-67, 424 nucleotides long. The record is from the annotation of a GenBank genome assembly. Lineage: Eukaryota; Viridiplantae; Streptophyta; Zygnematophyceae; Desmidiales; Closteriaceae.
GCGACACAUGUUAGCGGAUGAAGCGCAUACGCACAAAAGAGAUGACACAACUGUUCGAUUGCUACAUCAUCUCCCAGCAUGGCAGUCCAACCACACUCAUCUCCGACCGAGACCCCAAGUUCACCAACAAGUUCUAGAAGGAACUUAUGUCUCUACUCGGCACCAAAAUCGCCAUGUCAUCUGCAUACCAUCCACAGACAAACGGACAAACCGAACGCCUCAACUUAAUUGUAGAGCAACUCCUCCACACAGCAUGCAAGGACGACAUCUCCAAAUGGGACUUGCAUCUACUCGUCCAGGAGUUUGCCUACAACAACGCAACUCAUGUCGCUACUGGACAAACACCAUUCUUCCUUUGUUACGCACGCAACCCACUUAUCACCACAAAAACCAAUAGCACCAGCGACAGUCCAGCCCGCACAUG